Molecule: messenger RNA, 1098 nt
Organism: Pelodiscus sinensis (Chinese soft-shelled turtle)
Lineage: Eukaryota; Metazoa; Chordata; Testudines; Trionychidae
Source: RefSeq, a predicted model, not a curated record
UUUAAUGCCUUGAGUGUAAGAACAGGGGAAGGAGGGCAGUGUCUCUGAUUGAUGUCACCGGAAACCACCCCUGCAGCUGUGCAGGCUGAUAUGGGAAUUGGACUAAUGCAGUCAGCACAGUAGGAAAAGCUGCCCUCAGAGCAAACGCUCAGUCCACAGCUGGGAGUGUGGGUGACACUGGAGGGAGAGAAAGUCCAGCAGAGACCUCAGACCAUGCCGUACCCCACCCCAACCCUCCUUGCCCUCCUGAGCCUGCUCUCCGUGGCUGGCGCUGUGGGUCUGGGGGAGCUGUGCCCGUCUGAGAUUAAUAAGAUCAAGGACCGACUGGAGGUCAACUGCUCCGGGCAAGGGCACAGGGAAGUGCCUCUUCCCCUGCCCAAGAACACCAGCAUCCUGCUGCUCAGCACCAACCACCUGGCAUCCGUCUCCACUGCCUCCUUCCAGCACCUCCCGGAGCUGAUUGACCUGGAUCUGUCAUACAACGGGCUGAGCGCACUGCAAACUGGGACCCCCAUGCCUUUGCUGCAGGAGCUAAUUCUGUCCCACAAUGCACUGGAGCUGCUGCCCUCACUACAGGGCCUGCCUGCUCUCACCCACCUGGCCCUGGCUCACAACAAUAUUACACAGCUGGCGCCAGGGCACUUCCGGGAUGUGAAGCUGCUGAAGGAACUGAAUCUACGGGGGAACCGGCUGCGGACACUGCCAGAAGAGAUCUUUGAGGGCCUGGCUAAAUUGCAGGACCUGGAUCUGUCCGAUAACACCCUGGAGGAGCUGCCACAGGGGCUGUUGGCUGGGCUGGAACUGGAGACGCUGCGACUGUCAGGAAACCAGCUUCGCACUCUGCCCAGUGGCUUCUUCCCAGAGGAGCACAUGUUCGCCUAUGUCUUCCUGGCAGGGAAUCCCUGGCGCUGUGACUGUGACCUGGCCUAUCUGCAGGGCUGGAUCUCUGAUAAUGAAUUCAGUGUCUACAGGCAGGAGCAGCGGGCAGAUAGGCUGCUGACUGAGAUCGAUCCCCGCAGCCCUGUGUGCAAUACGCCCGAUAAAUACAGAGGGAGCCCCGUCCUCGACUUCCAGCAGACCUUUUCAGAGCCAGAAUAA